Molecule: messenger RNA, 1878 nt
Organism: Sarcophilus harrisii (Tasmanian devil)
Lineage: Eukaryota; Metazoa; Chordata; Mammalia; Dasyuromorphia; Dasyuridae
Gene: LRRC61
Product: leucine rich repeat containing 61
Exons: 2
Coding region: 703-1482 (259 amino acids)
Biological process (GO): outer dynein arm assembly
Cellular component (GO): cytoplasm
Molecular function (GO): protein binding
Source: RefSeq, a predicted model, not a curated record
AUUUAUGAACAUGCCUUCCAGCCUUUUGCCUCAGAAAUGGACUUUGGUCUUCACUUCUGCCCUCAUACUUGGGUAUGAAUCUAGCCCUUUAAAUGUAUGGGAGGGGCUGGUUGCCUUGGCAGAAGGCCUGGUUUCCAUGGAGAUUAGGUAUAGCUCACAAGGUGGUAACUGUUGUAAUUAAUAGCAGCAUAUCUUGGGAAGUGGCCACAUUUGAAAUCACCAGAUUCUAAAAUUCCUGGCGUGAGUGGCUUCUCCCCACCACUCAGAAGCCACUCCUGAUUCCUUUACAGGCCUUUGGGGCACAUCCAACCCAUCAAGGUUAAUGAAGCCGCCAGGAUUAAGGAUUCUGUGCUGAGCCUAGGACUCUUGGGUUCUGACCCAGCUUGAGUAUCUUAGACUGAAAGUGGUCCAACUAUGCAGAGAAUGUGGCCCAUAAGGGAGCAUUGAAGGAACAGCUUGGAGUGUGUCUUUUUUAGCAGAGGGACCCUGAAACAGAUCAAGUGGGACUUGGCCUACAUCAAGGUGAUUAUUGAUGCAAGGGACAGUCUUGCUGUCCUGAGGGACAUACCUGAGCUGACCCCUGGAUGAAGCCUGAUCUCCACCAACUUACACUUUUCCCAGUUCACCCCAGCUGUCUCUGAAUAACCAGAUUCCAGCCUAUUGAAGUUUUCUUAGGCUUCCGACCAUUGCCACCUAGUCAUCAUGGAGUCCCAUGGGGAGAGAGCUGGAGAGGGUGAUAGGGUACGUCUUACAGCCCAAAUGCUUAAAGCCUGGUCAGGUGAAUUUUCCUUGGAAUCCAUUUUGCUGUUGAAACUUUGUGGUUUAGGGCUGGUGGACUUGGGCUGCUUAGGUGAAUGUUUGGGACUGGAAUGGCUGGACUUGUCUGGUAACACCCUCACCCACCUGGGACCCCUGUCCUCCCUCCGGCAGCUAGCUGUGCUCAAUGUCUCCUCCAACCGUUUGACAGGACUAGAACCGCUGGCCUCUUGUGAGAACCUGCAGAGUCUCAAUGUAGCUGGUAACUUGCUGGCAGGGGUGGGCCAACUGAAGUGUCUGACAGGACUUCAGCGCCUGGAACAUCUGAGGCUUCAGGACCCCUUGGCACGGCUUAGUAACCCACUCUGUAAGAGUCCUUCUUACAGGGCUGCGGUGGGGGAGCUGUUGCCUGGCCUAAAAGUCAUUGAUGGGGAGCGAGUGUCAGGUCAGGGCAGUGAAUUCUACCAGCUGUGCCGGGACCUUGACAAAUGCUUGCAUCGGAAUCCAGGGCCCGUCCCUCCCUGUGAGACUAAGCCCUGGGUGGAGCCCAGCUACUGGAAGCCACCCCAGGACCAGGGCAGCUCCAUUCUGGAAGAAGCGUGUCGCCAGUUCCAGGACACAGUACAAGAAUGUCAGGAGCUAAGCCAGAAGGCUGAUAAUACUCUAGCCCAGGCAGAAGAGGCUCUUAGACCUGCCAGGGGGGAUACAACUUCCUUUGUCUUCUAAGCCCAGCCAAUAACCAGUGUUGAGAGGGAAGUUUCCCAGGGCACCAGGCUUUGAAGAAUCACGGACUUCAUUAUUGGCCCCACAAAUUGUAUCCAAUUAGUUUUGUCCCUCUUAUUAUGUUUCCUACAUACUCUCAUGGAAAAUUAAAUCUAGAGCCUCAUUCUUGUGGAGAUAGUUUGAACCCUCUUCCUUCUUUCUAUCUGUAUGUACUCAUAGAGAAACCAAACAUUCCAGAUCUCUUCCUGAGUAUGUUGUGCCUCCCCCCACUCCUACUGUCACAAGAUUGAUACCAAGAAAGCAGGUGCUUUUACCUAAAUUGAUUCUCUACCCCCCAGUGGGGUACUGGCUGGAUAUGUAAAAGCUUCUUGAAAAAAUAAAAUAUGCUAUGCUAAUAAG